Molecule: messenger RNA, 309 nt
Organism: Phytophthora nicotianae INRA-310
Lineage: Eukaryota; Oomycota; Peronosporomycetes; Peronosporales; Peronosporaceae
Exons: 1
Coding region: 1-309 (102 amino acids)
Source: RefSeq, a predicted model, not a curated record
AUGGAUCGCCUCACACAUAAUAACACCAACACGUGUACAUUCGUGUCGAACAUCCCGUCGGACGCUGCCGACAAUCCUGCAAUCACCAACUCAGAGAUCCCCGUAGAUGAGAGUCGUGAGAAAACCCACGACGUUAUCUCUGCAAUUCUGAACGGUGUCGCCACCCGAAACGGAGCCGCGGCUGCUGCACCAGGAGUGCGCACUCGAGCCGUCACAAAGACAGCGCCAUCGUCUAUCGCAGCUUGGGCGUCACCGACGCUGAUCAACUCACGUCAGCACUGCCGCGCUGCUGGGGAGAACGAAGUCUAG